This is a messenger RNA of Ogataea angusta, 303 nucleotides long. RefSeq lists its product as uncharacterized. The record is from RefSeq and is a predicted model, not a curated record. Gene Ontology annotation, biological process: mitochondrial respiratory chain complex IV assembly. Lineage: Eukaryota; Fungi; Ascomycota; Pichiomycetes; Pichiales; Pichiaceae. Bases 1 to 303 code for a protein of 100 amino acids. Gene Ontology annotation, cellular component: mitochondrial intermembrane space; mitochondrion; respiratory chain complex IV. The transcript has a single exon.
AUGGGGUUGUUUGGCGGAGAAAAGACACCUGAGGCUCCAAACCGCUCGAAGCGAGAGAGGUGCUGGGAAAGCAGAGAUAUAUUCUUCAAGUGUCUGGACAGAAUCGACGUUGUGAAUCCUUUAGACAAAAGUUUGCAAGGGAAAAUCAGCAAGAACUGCUCUAAAGAAGAUGCCCAAUUCCAGAAAGAUUGCGUGGCCUCGUGGGUCAAGUAUUUUAAGGAGAAACGUCCUUUUGAUAUCAAGAAAGAGAAGAUACUGAGGGAGGCUGCAGAACAACAAGCAAACGCUAGAAUAGACAAAUGA